AUGACUGCCUCUCUAGUCAAGGUCCUACACAGGAUGCAGGAGCUCUUCUCUAAUAUAGUCGCCGCGCUGGAAACCAUGGUCUUGUUCCCGUCGCUGUUCCGUGACCUCUCCAAGAGACGACGAAAGACCUUUCAUGGCGCUCAUUGGCACCGCCGGACUCUGGACAAUUUUGCCGAUGAGAUUGACCAGCUGUUCACCGCGCCAUUGUCCAUGCAGAACAUGAUCUCCAUGUCGGACAAGAUUCGCAACCAAUUUAAAUCCUGCUUACAGUCCAGCCCGGUUUGCAUGUUGCCGUCCUACACCCAUGCCCUACCUUCGGGUUCCGAGAAAGGAACUUACCUGGCGCUCGAUGUUGGAGGAUCGACGUUUCGAGUGGCAUUGAUUGAGCUGCGGGGAGGAGAGGAUAUGAAAAUUCUUCGAGUUUCAUCCUCGCCUAUCGACAAUGAAGUGAAGCUGCUGGAAGGCACACUGUUCUUCGAUUGGAUGGCAGAAAAAAUCGAUAUUGUGCUGAGAGAAGUAGGCGCUAAUUACGGUAGAACCGACGUGCCCCUUUCGUUGGGUCUCUCGUGGUCUUUCCCAAUUGAGCAGACCUCUACCAAGAGUGGACUGGUGAUUCACAUGGGCAAAGGGUUUAUGUGUUCCAAUGGCACUGUUGGACAGGAACUUGGUGGUCUGAUCGUCGAAUCCUGUCGAAAACGAGACCUCAACGUGGAAGUGGACGCCAUCGUGAAUGACAGUUCGGCUACCUUGCUUUCUCGAGCCUAUGUUGAACCUAAGACUAGGAUGUCCCUGAUCCUGGGGACAGGAACAAAUGUUGCCAUUCAUUUCCCUGUACAUGAAAUUGGGUUGACCAAGUUUGGCACCAGACCCCCUGGCUGGUUCGACCAUGCCAAACACGUCAUAAUCAACAGUGAAAUGAGCAUGUUUGGAGGCGGUGUUUUGCCCAUGACCCGGUGGGAUGAUAUUCUCAACCGUACUCACCUUCGGCCAGACUACCAGCCGCUGGAGUACAUGAUCACCGGGCGUUAUCUGGGUGAGAUUGUCCGACUGAUUAUUGUCGAAGCCAUUGAGACUGCCCGUCUUUUUGGAGGUGAACUGCCUCAUUCGAUGCGCGAGCCCUAUUCCCUCGACACCAGUCUCGUCGCGUUCAUCGAGGCUGACACAUCACCGUCCUUGGCAUCUUCCGCUGCUCUUCUCCAGAAGGAGCAUACUUUCCCUGUUUCUCCGUCCGCAGAGGACCUGCAAUUCUUGCGACGGAUUUGUCAGACGGUCUCUAAGAGAGCAGCCGGAUAUUUAGCUACCGCAAUUCACAGCAUGUGGUGUCUACGAAAUGACGCCGAGUUUCCCCACACCACUUCCGCAGCCUCCAUCAAGGAGGCCCAUGAAGUCACUGUUGUGGAGAGCGAGGAAAAUUCCCGAAGCUUGUCGAUAGCGUGUGAUGGCAGCGUCAUCAACAAAUAUCCUGGAUUCCAGGACCGCUGCCAAGGAUACCUCAAUCAACUUUCUCAACAAACCAACACAUCUAUCGGAUCCUUAGACGCAACCGAAGGUCCUUCAAUCAGCCUGGAGCCUGCUCCUGAGAGCGGCAUCUUAGGAGCUGCGGUUGCUGUUGCUGUGGCCGUAGCUGAGAAGCGGCCGGAGUAA
This is a messenger RNA of Aspergillus wentii DTO 134E9, 1644 nucleotides long. Its product is annotated as putative hexokinase. The coding region runs from base 1 to 1644 and encodes 547 amino acids. Lineage: Eukaryota; Fungi; Ascomycota; Eurotiomycetes; Eurotiales; Aspergillaceae. Gene Ontology annotation, cellular component: mitochondrion; cytosol. Gene Ontology annotation, biological process: intracellular glucose homeostasis; glycolytic process; glucose 6-phosphate metabolic process. Gene Ontology annotation, molecular function: mannokinase activity; D-glucose binding; fructokinase activity. The transcript has a single exon. The record is from RefSeq and is a predicted model, not a curated record.